AGCGGGCCAGUGGCACCCUACCACCAUCUCAUCAUCACAGUCCUUUGCUUGCUCCUUGUUACAUUGUCACUUUAUCUGUACCACAACCAGAUACACUCCGAUAUUACUCUUAUCACACAUACAUUCAUCUGCUUCACCUAAGAUCAUACAUAACUCUGUUCUCUCCUUGAUGGCUCGUCUAGUGUCUUUGGUGCUUCUCUUGGUCAUGGCUGGGCAUGCAGGUGCAAAUUGGUGUGUUUGCAAACAGGGACAGAGUGAUGCAGUGCUGCAAAAGGCUCUAGACUACGCAUGUGGAAGCGGAGCAGACUGCAACCCCAUCCAUCAAAAUGGACCUUGUUUCAACCCAAACACUGUCUUGGCUCACUGCAGCUAUGCCGUCAACAGCUAUUUCCAGAGAAAAGGCCAGGCUGCUGGCACCUGUGAUUUUGCUGGUGCUGGCCUUGUUGCUCCGUCUGACCCCAGCCUUCCUGGAUGUGUUUAUCCUUCCACUGCCAGUGCUACUACCAGCACAGGGACAAACACCAACACACCUACAAUUAACUCACCAGCCACCACUACAACAACAACUCCUAUCGGUGGAUCUCCCUACGUAACCACCCCUGGCAAUGGUGUCUUGGGCGGUGUUGGCUCCGGGUUAGGUCCGUCAGGACUUGGCUACAACACUGAUGUUAGUCAUGGUGGGGUUACACUUCAACAAGAUUUAAGCAUCUCCGGGCUAUCCACUGCCACCAUGUUGACAAUGCUCGGUUUAUUCUGUGCUUAACGAUGCAUAAUAGCCGAGCAUGGUUAUGGAACCGGAGGAUAAUGGAUUUCGAAUGUGCAAAUAGUAGUAGAGAUUUAAUGUAAUUGUAGCUAGUGGUAAGUGGAGCCUGCAGGAAUAUAUCUAAAAGACGACAUCCUUGCUUGUUUCUUGUCUUUUGUUAUUAUCCAUUUGGCUGAAAAGAAGGGCUCUUGAUUCCCUUUGGCUUUGCCAUAUGGUUGCCACUUGCUUGUGUAGCUACUAUCUUUUCUCUCCUUUGGAAUGUAAGUUGUUAAUUAAUCCGA
This is a messenger RNA of Daucus carota subsp. sativus, 1044 nucleotides long. Its product is annotated as PLASMODESMATA CALLOSE-BINDING PROTEIN 2. NCBI's taxonomy places the organism in Eukaryota, Viridiplantae, Streptophyta, Magnoliopsida, Apiales, Apiaceae. The transcript has 4 exons. The coding region runs from base 170 to 763 and encodes 197 amino acids. The record is from RefSeq and is a predicted model, not a curated record.